CUAUAAACUAUAUAUUUCAAGAAGGCUCUGUCAUUCUGUGAAAAGAGAGAAAAAUGCUGAAGAACAACGCACUUAGAGGAACAGAGAAUUUUGUUGUUAUUCAAAUAAGAGGAGCUACCGAAGAAGCAUCGCCUGAACAAACACCUCAACCUCCUCCCAAGUUCAACAACCUCUCUGCCAUGAAGCUCUUUCAACGCUUCCGCAAGAUCUUCAUGCGCUUUGUUUUCUCGGUACCUUCUCGCCGCUCCAAGGAUUCAAAGCACAAAGUUUCCGACCGGUUCGAACCGCCCAAGACUUCAUGCAGUUCUUACUAUUCCUCUUACUCGCAUUACAACGAGGCCAUUGCUGAUUGCAUCGAGUUUUUCAACAAGUCAGCACAAGAUGGCAUUUUCGACGGUCGAAAAUCUGAUGUUGUCUGAGUCCCACAUCAUCCGACCUUUGAUUAAUGUUCUGUACCCGUGCUAUGUCGCCAUCACACGUCCUUCAUUAUACUUACGAUUAUAUAUUUUUUUCUUAUGCACAGUGAUUGAUGAUGUAUAUGUAAAUGAGAGAGCAUUGUAUUUUGCAUAAUGGAGUUACUUCAAUUCCUUGGCUUCUAUUUUACUUGUUGAUAUUUCAAUUCCUGGGUAAUGUUGAAUGUUAAGUUGUUCUGGGAUGAUGAAUAAUGAAUUGCAAAACAAAAUUACUAUCUAUAAAAAU
Messenger RNA from Vigna umbellata (rice bean), 699 nucleotides. RefSeq lists its product as uncharacterized. The record is from RefSeq and is a predicted model, not a curated record. Lineage: Eukaryota; Viridiplantae; Streptophyta; Magnoliopsida; Fabales; Fabaceae.